AUGGCAGAAUUCAAUACCAAAAUCUCUAAUGAAGUCACCACACGUCUUUCUGAAAUUAAUGCAUCUUUCACUGCAGAGUUCGGCAGAAUUAAUACUAAGCUUAAUAAUAAACUUACCGCAGAAAUUGAAAUUUUUAGGGCACGUAAUGCGGCUACGCCACAGAAGCGCAGAAAAUAUUGGGAAGACUUAAUAACAUCGAGGAAGCCUGCCAUAAUGACUCUGGCAGUAUUAGAUUCCUAUUCAAAGGACCAACAAAGUGUGUCCAAUGAAUCUGAAGCUAAUUUGACCAAUGAAUCUGAAACUGAUUCGCGAGGCUCUUCAACUAAUUCAUCUUCAAGCUCUUCCGGUUCUUCUGGCUCGAGCCAAAAAUUCACAAAUAUUAUUUCUGUAAUCCUGAAACAAUUUAUUGACAUCUUUGAUAGGAUUAAGGGUGCGAAUGAUUAUUCUUUAGAUCAGAUAUGUGCUGUUGUAUCGGUUGAUAUUCUUAGUAGACUUGGGAUGGGAGUAAUUGGGAAAGAUACAAUAAAGGGAUUUUAUCGUAAAGAUAACAUAAGUAGCAAAAAUUUAGAAAAAAUAGGUACUUGGGUGGAUCAUACUCAUUUACAUCGUUACUGA
Messenger RNA from Rhizophagus irregularis DAOM 181602=DAOM 197198, 615 nucleotides. NCBI's taxonomy places the organism in Eukaryota, Fungi, Glomeromycota, Glomeromycetes, Glomerales, Glomeraceae. The record is from RefSeq and is a predicted model, not a curated record.